Molecule: messenger RNA, 558 nt
Organism: Alternaria ethzedia
Lineage: Eukaryota; Fungi; Ascomycota; Dothideomycetes; Pleosporales; Pleosporaceae
Exons: 3
Coding region: 1-558 (185 amino acids)
Source: RefSeq, a predicted model, not a curated record
AUGCACGCUCUGUUGGAUGUGAGCCUUGGUUCCGGAUCGGGUGCUGCUGCAAAGGCAGCCACUACGUCCACCAUCACCGCUGCGCCAACCGCCGCUUCGACUGGCCAGCCGACGAUGCCAUCGAGCUUCUCUGCCCCAGUCCAGGGUCACGGCGUGCUCUCUCUUGAGAACCUUCCCGCCAUGCCGCCUGUCAUUGACAAGGUCCUCUCUGGUGUUCUCGGAGCUGCUGUCGGUCUCCUAUCUGGAGCUUGCAACACCGACCACAAGUGCACCGUCACUGUCGCAGGCUCUCUCGAGAACCUGCUCGUCGACGGCGACAAGUACUCCAUGAACAACACUGUUUCCGCAUGGUGCGCCGAGGGCCGAUGCUACGGUUCCGCCAACAUUCCUCUUUCGGCUACCGCCCCCUUCGUCAUUACCUGCGACCAGAUCUCUGGCCACAAGGCGUGCUCCGCCACCAUUUCGGGUAUUGCCCGUGCCAUCUUCGCCAACGGAGAGCAAGUCGGUAAGUUUGACGUUCCAUCAGACAAUUCCACAACAGAUGCUAACAAGUUAUAG